Molecule: messenger RNA, 1512 nt
Organism: Colletotrichum truncatum
Lineage: Eukaryota; Fungi; Ascomycota; Sordariomycetes; Glomerellales; Glomerellaceae
Product: Beta-cyclopiazonate dehydrogenase 3
Molecular function (GO): oxidoreductase activity
Source: RefSeq, a predicted model, not a curated record
AUGCAGUCUCCACUAGUCACGGUGUUCACAACCGCCUUAGCGGCGUUUGCUAUUCUCGCUUCAGCAAAAGAUAGCCAACCUAUCAAUCCCGUUCAUGAUCGUCCUGCAACUCCCACCAUCACUCGUGAUGUGGUUAUAAUCGGCGGCGGCACCACUGGUAGCUUUGCAGCCUCCUGGUUGAAAGACAAUGGCUAUUCCUACGUCCUGGUUGAGAAGCGAGGAAAUCUCGGUGGUCAUAGCCAGACUUACAUUAGUCCAUCCACGGGACACGCCAUCGAGUACGGAAACGUAUUUUUCGAAGAUACAGACACAAUGCGGAAAUAUCUUAACCGCUACCAUGUUCCCUUCAAACAGGUACCGCCCGUUAAUGAUCCUAACCAUGCCAUUCAGUUUUACAAUCUGCGAACUGGGAAACAAGCGAACUUCCAGCCCCCGAAUCCGGUCAUUGUAGAGGAUGCAUUGGACAGAUGGACCUCGUUCUUGGCCAAGCACUUCUCAUUCCUGGAAGACGGUUACUACCUCCCCGACCCCGUCCCAGCUGAUCUGCUUCUCCCUUUCAACAAGUUUGUCGAAAAGUACGACUUGAAUGACAUGCUCAACAUCGCAUUCCAAGUCGGACAAGGAUUUGGUGACUUCCUCAGCGUGCCUACGCUAUACGCCGCCAAGAUUCUAAGCCGCUCUUUGAUUCAACAGUUCAAAAGUCAGUCCAUGCUGGUGACACAAAACAACGGAAAGCUCUACGAACGCGCCAAGGCCGAGUUCGCCAGAGAAGAAAGCCUUCUUCUCUCCUCCACUGUCGUUCACGUCGAUCGUAGCGUGAACGACGAUGGCUACAUGUCAGUGCUCGUCCAAACCAAAAAGGGUGGUGAUACAGCAACAACCCGAGUCCGCGCGCGGCAACUCCUGGUAACCAUUCCACCAAAGGAGGCUCUGGGCUCCGAGUUCUCGCUCGAGGAGAAGGAGAAAACACUCUUCUCCAAGUUUGCUUGCAACUAUUAUUGGGCAGGUGUGCUACGCAAUGCCCAACUGCCUGCUCUCGAGAUACAAAACUGUGACCCUGGCAACCCCGGCGGUGUGCCCACGCUUCCCGGAAUGUACGUUUUCGAAGCCACCGCCAGUCCUGAGAUUCACACGUUCUGGUAUGGCGCCCCCACCGGCGCUGCUAACCAGACCGAAGAGGGCGUCAAGGCGGAUGUCCUGGCGACGAUUCAGAGACUGCGUGGUGCGAAUGGGGCUUCUCAACAGGACAUUGAGAUUGCCGAAAGUGAGAUAGAGUUUCUGGCCUUGGGCGACUUCAAUCCAUUUGCUUGCAUGGUCGACGCCACAUCCAUCGAGGGCGGAUUUUAUCGCCACUUAUACAAUCUGCAGGGCUUUAAGAAUACCUGGUGGACCGGAGCCGCCUGGCACACGCACGACGCUAGUCUGCUGCUGGACUUUACCCAGGAGGUCCUAAAGAAUAUGACCAGAAGCCUUACUGAAGACAGCAAGAGAAAGGAAUCCGAGGAGUUGUAA